AUGCUCAAAUCUGAGAAGCCGGACAAUUUGAGAGGAAUUGGAAUCAAUUGCUCUGAGCCUGAUGUUGUCGACGAAUUCGGUACUGUCAUGAAGGCAAACUUUCCAGAACUGACCUUGAUUUGCUAUCCAAAUACGGGAGAGACCUGGACGAACAACGCUGGUGAAUGGGAAGUUGAAUCAAGCCAGUGGGGUGGAACUAGAGCUGACCUUGCCUCUUACGUACCAAAGUGGCUUGAAGUCGGAUUCAAAUGGAUCGGUGGCUGCUGCAGAGUUGAACCUAAGGACAUUUCAAAAAUUGCAAACAUUGUCAAGAACAACACUGAACAAUAA
Oikopleura dioica is the source of this 330-nucleotide messenger RNA. Lineage: Eukaryota; Metazoa; Chordata; Appendicularia; Copelata; Oikopleuridae. The record is from the annotation of a GenBank genome assembly.